This is a messenger RNA of Phialemonium atrogriseum, 384 nucleotides long. RefSeq lists its product as uncharacterized. The coding region runs from base 1 to 384 and encodes 127 amino acids. The transcript has a single exon. The record is from RefSeq and is a predicted model, not a curated record. Lineage: Eukaryota; Fungi; Ascomycota; Sordariomycetes; Cephalothecales; Cephalothecaceae.
AUGGCUGACAAACCAUCACCAUCCCCCCCACCACUCCUCUCGGGCCUCCUCCUCCUCCUACUCCUCCUCUCCACCACUACCCAAGCAGCCGUCCUCCCCGUCCUCCCAGACCCGACCCCUCAACCAACAACAACAGCCACCAGAACCACAACAAGGCCUCUACUCUUCCCCCCGCCCCCGCCCCCGCCCCCGCCCCCGACCCCCGGCCCGACCACGACCACGGCCUCGCCGCCGCAGCCGUCGUGCGACGUCCGAUACUGCGCCGACGGCACGCAGUUCUGCGCCUACUGGGCCGGCGUCACGGCGUGGGAGCCGGGGAGGGGCCCCGUGCCGGGGGAGACGGUUACUGCACUGGGGGCGUGUGACGGGGGUGGUGGGGGGUGA